AUGACUCAAGAGGAGGCUAGAGUGUCUCCUAAUCUCAUUCAAGGUAUGAUUAUUCUCCAAGGUCAUAAUAUUGAUGCCUUGUUUGAUUAUGGUGCCACUUAUUCGUUUGUAUCUUUGGAUUGUGUGAAUAAAUUGAAUUUGUCUGUGAGCCCUUUGCCUUAUGAUGUGCGAGUGUCUGCUCUGGCUGGAUCGACAAUUAAGACAAGUCAAGCUUGCUUGAAUCUACCUCUCAAGUUCCAGGAUAAGGAUACUAUAAUUGAUUUAGUCUGCCUACCCUUAGAAGGGAUUGAUGUUAUAAAUGGAAUGGACUGGUUGUCCUCUCAUGGUGUUGUGUUAGACUGCAACAAGAAGACUGCUACAUUCUCUAGGAAUUCUUUACUCACACUGCCACGAGGUGAGCCUGUCUUGUUUUCUACAGCUUAG
Messenger RNA from Neltuma alba, 423 nucleotides. RefSeq lists its product as uncharacterized. The coding region runs from base 1 to 423 and encodes 140 amino acids. The transcript has a single exon. The record is from RefSeq and is a predicted model, not a curated record. NCBI's taxonomy places the organism in Eukaryota, Viridiplantae, Streptophyta, Magnoliopsida, Fabales, Fabaceae.